AUGCGGGAGGACGCCGGCGACCGCAACGCGCGGGUGUGCGGCGAGCCCAAAAUUUUCAUCGGCCAGAUCCCGAUGGAGUGCAGCCAGGAGGACGUGCUGGCUCUGUUCCGACGCUUCGGGAACGUGAAGAGCGCCAGCCUCAUGACGCACGCCGACGGCCGCAGCAAGGGCUGUGCGAUGGUGCUGUACGAUAAGUGGUCGGAGGCAGAGGCGGCGAUGGAAUCGACCAACGGUAACGCCUGCCUGGGGGAGGACCGAGCGCUGGUUGUGAAUUUCGCUGACCCGCCGAAAAGAGGAGGGGGCGCGCCGCCGAUCGCGCCGAAGACGUUGUUUGUCGGACAGGUGUCGAGUGAUCCCCCCCCAAAUGCCCUGCCUCGGUGUCAGUGUUGUCAGUGCUGUGGCCGCCUGCCCUGUGUGCGUAUGUCUGUGUGUGUGGGAGUGCGUGUCAAGCUGUUGCAGCCAUGCACUCAGUGCAUUCCGUCCCGGGAGCAGCGAGGCUGCGCCGGGCGCAUGGUGGGCCGCAGAACGGCCCAGGCCUUGUUUGUCGUGGGAGUGUGUGUGCGGGUGUGUGCGGGUGUGUGCGGGUGUGUGCGUGUGUGGCGUGCUUGUGUGUGUCCGUAUUGCAGCGUCAGUAGUCGUUUGCAUGUGAGGUAA
This is a messenger RNA of Ostreobium quekettii, 654 nucleotides long. NCBI's taxonomy places the organism in Eukaryota, Viridiplantae, Chlorophyta, Ulvophyceae, Bryopsidales, Ostreobiaceae. The record is from the annotation of a GenBank genome assembly.